CUGAAGACCGACUACAAGAAUCCUAUAGACCAGUGUAAUACCCUGAAUCCUACAGUUGAGAAGGUCAAAAAGAUUAAAAGAGUCAAAAUUGCAUUAAAGCUUGUGCUUCCGGAGUACCUCAUCCACGCCUUCUUCUGCGUCAUGUUUCUCUGUGCGGCAGAGUGGCUUACGCUGGGUCUCAAUAUGCCCCUCUUGGCGUAUCAUAUUUGGAGGUAUAUGAGCAGACCGGUGAUGAGCGGCCCAGGACUCUAUGACCCCACCACCAUCAUGAAUGCAGAUAUUCUAGCAUAUUGUCAGAAAGAAGGAUGGUGCAAAUUAGCUUUUUAUCUCCUAGCCUUUUUUUACUACCUAUACGGCAUGAUCUAUGUCCUGGUGAGCUCGUAGGCAGACGCACAGAAGAGCUGGUUCAGUUAAGUGCAUGCAGAAGCCACCGUGCGAGAGGAUUCUAACCCAGAGGAUCCUUUUUCCAAGAGGAGCCGAUGGAAUCUGAUCAGUUACUUUAAAAAAAAAAAAGACUCCUUAUUUUUUAAAUGUUUCCACAUUUUUUGCUUGUGGAAAGACUGUUUUCAUAUGUUAUACUUGGAUAAAGCAUUUAAAUGGAAUUGCGUAUCAAAUAACAUAAACUGAUUACCUCUGGUGUCGACAGGUGUGAACUUGCACUCAUUAAGGAACAGCCGUGCUCCUCGGAAUGAUUGUGUUGGUUUCUGACUGCACUUAGUCUACGGGAAGCUUUCGUUUGUAGGAACCUGUAGGACGCCUUUGGUUUUAUUGAAAUGCCAUCUGAUUAUCAGUGAGCUGUAGACAUCAAGUGCUUCUGACGAGCUGAACAUGUGUUUGACCACUGGGAAACUUUAUGUUUCCUCGUCUAUCAUGUAGAUGAUUAUACAUGGAUACUUUUACAAAACAAGAGUGGGGUUGUUUUUCCACCUUCCUCCUUGAGUAUUAUCUCCGUAUAUUGCAUGAAUGAGAGAUUGCCCAUACUUUCAUCAGAGUAAAUACUUGCUUUAAUUCUUAAGCAUAAGUGAAUGAUAUUAAAAAAUAUGUACACUAAUUGUGAAGGAUGCAUUUAAAGUUAUUUUAAAUGUGGUAUUAUUUGCAAGACAUUACUGACUAAGAGAUUGGUUGUCAUUACUGUAAUCUGGUGGCAGAAGCACCCUUAAGGAUUUGCAAGUACUGUAGCUUCUCCAAACGACUGAGAGAGAACAUUGUAUAGCCGGCCUGCUGUUCCUUUAGUGCAAUACAAUAAAAGUCUGAAAUGAA
Echinops telfairi (small Madagascar hedgehog) is the source of this 1260-nucleotide messenger RNA. RefSeq names its product cornichon family AMPA receptor auxiliary protein 1 (gene CNIH1). NCBI's taxonomy places the organism in Eukaryota, Metazoa, Chordata, Mammalia, Afrosoricida, Tenrecidae. The record is from RefSeq and is a predicted model, not a curated record. Gene Ontology annotation, biological process: vesicle-mediated transport. The coding region runs from base 142 to 384 and encodes 80 amino acids. The transcript is spliced from 5 exons.